This is a messenger RNA of Caenorhabditis remanei, 621 nucleotides long. RefSeq lists its product as uncharacterized. The coding region runs from base 1 to 621 and encodes 206 amino acids. The record is from RefSeq and is a predicted model, not a curated record. Lineage: Eukaryota; Metazoa; Nematoda; Chromadorea; Rhabditida; Rhabditidae. The transcript has 3 exons.
AUGAGAAGUUUCUCCCUAUUCGCGUUUUCAGUCUUGUUUCAAUUCGCACUACCCAACACUUUCUACGAGGAUCCGUUCGCUCAGCCAGACGUCAAUGUUCUUUUCAACUGGACCUGGUUUCAAGCAAUUCCGGCGCUUAUAUUUUACGCGUUAUUCCUGCGAAAUGGGUUGAGAGUGGUGGAUGAAGAGUUGACCGCCGAGAAGUCGACAAGAAUCCGUUGGCAUAUGACAGGAGUUGUGUGUUUCGCUGUUCUUCACUCGAUUCUCUAUGUUGUCCUGGUCUACAACGUGGACGCAGUGUCUGUGACGUACCGCCUCAUCACCCUCCUCUCCCUUCUUGCUUCCUCUGUGCUCUGGGGACUUCUGAUGGUUGACUACAUGGCAAUUUUUACCGAAUAUGACAUUUGGUUCUUCCCAAUGGCCCUAUGUACCCUUAUUUCAUGUCUUUGUAUGACGAUGAUCGUUCCAAAGAGUUUCCAUCCUCUAUUCUACACACUGAUUUGUAACUGCUUCUUUGGAAUCUAUGAAUUGGUGUUGAUGUGGAGAUAUGGGUUAAAGAAAUAUACGCUUUCGGAGGAUGUUAGUUUAAUGGAACUUGUAUGUUUGAUUUAUUGUGUUUGA